Pseudo-nitzschia multistriata is the source of this 4678-nucleotide messenger RNA. NCBI's taxonomy places the organism in Eukaryota, Bacillariophyta, Bacillariophyceae, Bacillariales, Bacillariaceae. The record is from the annotation of a GenBank genome assembly.
CUACGAGAACGAGUACAAGUACGAGUACGAUACUCGUAUCCACCAUCCACCUCUCGGAGAGCCCGGGAUCAUUCCUCGUUGACACCGCGUCGCAAUGUGUUAAGCUUCGGUGCCAGAGAACACGGAAACACACCACACCAACACACCACUCGAUCACAAAGACUGACCACAACCAUGCCACGGCAAGCAUCGCCGUCACCGGAGCGUCCUCCGGAACGACCGCAAGGAAUAAAGAGCGACGACGAACUUUUCGGGUUCACGACUGAAAGCGAGAACGAGAACAACAAUGGCAGCAACGAUGGCAGCAGCGGUGGCAGCAACGAUGGCAGCCCCGGCGCGGUUGUCACCUCCGAUUCCAUCGAGAUCGACGAGGUGGAAAAGAAGGACGACAUCUACGAACACUCCAAUUACGUCUACAUCCUCGACCCCGAGCACAGCUGGAUCCCGGCCAAGGUGAAGGACCGAAACCAGACGGCGUCGGGGUCGUCCUCGGCGUCCAGCCUGACCAUUUCCGUCCCGCAGUACAAGAACGAGCAGGCCAUCCGGUGCGACGGUGGCAGAACGGCGUCGCACGGCUACAAAACGAAGACGAUAGACUUUUCCACGGCCGAGAACCAGGAGAGGUAUCCGAACCUGCACCUGCCCCUACAGAACGUGAACAGCGAGGGCGAGCUCCAGGUCGUCGAGGACAUGGUCGACCUUCCCUUUCUGCACGAGGCCGCCAUCCUCUACAACCUCAAGGCCCGGCACGUCGAGUCGCUGCCCUACACCAGGACGGGGGACAUCAUCCUGGCGUGCAAUCCCUACAAGUGGAUCCACCGCUUGUACUCGGACGAGGAGCGCAGCAAGUACUCGCAGGCCCUGGUGUGGAACCGGAGGGCCGGGGCGCCGGUCCCGUCCUCUCCCCGGGCGGACGCGCAGCCCCUCUCGCUUUCGGCCUCGGGCUCGAACGUCUCGGAAAUGUCCUCGCAGUCGCAGCGGCAGCCCUCGGCGGCCAGCGAUCCCCGGUCGCUGCUCCCGCCCCACGUCUACGAAACGAGCUGCCUGGCCUACACGGGACUCGUCAAGGACCAGGAAAACCAGUCGAUCCUGGUCUCGGGGGAGUCCGGAGCGGGGAAAACCGAGACCGUCAAGAUCCUCAUGCACGAUCUCGCCAGCAUCCAGGAGGAACGAAUCGCCAUCUCCUCGUCCUCGUCCUCGACGCCCACCAAGUCGAGGGCGAACCCAAUGGCGGCGCAGGACAACAACGAAAUCGUGCAGCGCGUGGUCGACUCCAACCCCCUUCUGGAAGCCUUUGGCAAUGCCACGACGCUGCGAAACGACAACUCGUCCCGGUUCGGAAAGUACCUGCAGCUACAGUACGACGUCUCGUCGCCGCUGGACGACCUUCACGGGGGAUCCUCCGCCACGGCGGGCAUCGGAUCCGGGAUCCUGGCCGGGAGCAAGUGCGAGGUCUACCUGCUAGAAAAGUCCCGCGUCACGCACCACCACGAUUCCGAGCGGACCUACCACAUCUUUUACCAGCUCCUGGCGGCCCCGGAAGAACUCAAGAUCGCCAUCUGGGACGGCCUCGAGAACACGGACUCGGAAUCCUUUUGCUACGUGGGAGAGACCGACAUCGACGUCAUCGAGGGCAAGACGGACGCCGAGCGAUUCCAGCUCACCCUGCAAGCCCUCGAGCUGAUCGGGGUCCGGGGCGAAAUCCUACAGAUGCUGCUGCGGGCCAUCUGCGUCGUCCUCCAGCUGGGAAACAUCGAGUUUGCCCCGGCCCAGCCGGAAUCCGCUUCCGGAAUGAUGGCACUCGGCAUCCACCACAAACCCGGAGCCGUCUCCGGCGACGACGGGAACCACGACGCCAGCGAGAUCUGCAGCCUCGAGGAGCUCCAGGAACUCAGCGAGCUGAUGGGGAUGGACGACCUCGACCCAUCGACCAGGGUGUCCGCCGCCCUGCGAAAGGCCCUCACGGUUCGGAACGUCGAGGCGCGCUCCGAAGUCUUUGCCGUCCCCCUGACGCCCGCCAAGGCGAAGGAAUCGGCCGACGCCUUUGCCAAGGAGAUCUACGCGAAAACCUUUCUCUGGCUGGUCCGAACCAUCAACGACGCCACCUGCGCCGAAAAGAACUACGGCGUGGGCCCGGACGGCACGAAAACAAAGGGCUUCUCGGCCCCCUCGGAGUUUGGAAUCAUCGGCCUGCUGGACAUUUUUGGCUUUGAAACCUUCGAGGUGAACCGGUUCGAGCAGCUCUGCAUCAACUACUGCAACGAAAAACUGCAGCAGAAAUUCACGCAGGACAUUUUCCGCAGCGUCCAGGUGGAAUACGAGCAGGAGGGCAUCGAGCUCGAGGAAAUCACCUACGACGACAACACGGACGUCCUGGACCUGGUCGAGGGACGGAUGGGACUCCUGGCCUUUCUCAACGAGGAGUGCGUCCGGCCCAAGGGAUCCGACAAGACCUUUGUGUACAAGGCGCAGACCAUGAACAAGGACAACCGGUGUUUCUUCCGCGACAAGCAGGCCGACGACACCGAGUUCGGAAUCCACCACUACGCUGGACGGGUCUUGUACGACGCCACCAAUUUUGUCAAGAAAAACACCGAUACGCUGCCCAGCGAUUUGCUCAACUGCGCCAAGCUCUCCAGCAACGCCAUCAUUGCCAACGAGCUCAACAACGAGGAAAUGAUGAACCCGCUGCACAAGUCGGGAGCCCUCGCGGCGGGUAGCGGUGCCACCAAGAAGAAAAAACGGCCCAAGGCUGCCGCCGCGAGGGGCCCGCCCGGUCGACAGCUCAAGCGGCGGACCUCGAACAUCGUCGCCGAGACGGUCUGGACCAAGUUCAAGAACCAGCUCUCGAGGCUCAUGGACACCCUCGGCGAGACCAAGACGCGCUACAUUCGCUGCAUCAAGCCCAACACGCUCAAGGCACCAUUGAUCAUGGAGCACGCCAGCACGGUGGAGCAGCUCCGGUGCGCCGGGGUGGUGGCGGCCGUCACGAUCUCGCGGUCGGCCUUUCCCAAUCGGCUGGAACACAUCUCCAUCCUGGACCGCUUCAAGUCGCUCUGGCCCAAGGGCGACCACAUCGCCGUCCUGCAGAACGACAACCUGGACAUGGACGAGCGGUGCAAGAAGGCGACCGACAUCCUGCUGACCCUGGCACUGAAGGAAAUGGAGUUCGAAAAGAACGGAUCCCGGUUCCGGGCCUUUGUCAUGGGAAAGACCCGGGCGUACUUCCGGGCCGGGGCCCUCGAGUUUUUGGAAGCGGAGCGCAUGAAACACCUCGGAUCCUACGCGGUCACGAUGCAAACGGCCAUCCGCGGCUUCACGAUCUGGUCCAUGUACCAGCGGUACCGCGUGGCCCUCGUGGCCCUGCAGGCAAACUACCGCCGGAUGCUCCGGCGGAGGAUCUAUCUGCGGUGGCGCAAUGCCGCGGUGCGGGUCGAGUGCUGGUACCGGGUGGUCUUUGCGAGCCGCAGGGUCUAUCACCUACGGCGCUGCAUGAAGGCCAUCAUGAUCCAGACGCAGUGGCGAAUGCUCCGCGACCGGAGGAUACUCCGCGAGGCGGUCGGUGCGACGGUGGUCAUCCAGUGCAUGGUGCGGGGCUGCCUCCAGCGGCCCAAGUACAAGCAGGCCCUCUUCGAGAAGAAGGAGGAGGCCAAGCUCGAAAACCAGCUCCAUGCCCUGCAGCGAAAACUGGAGGAAGCCGAGGCCAAGAGGCUGGCGGCCGAGAAAGAGGCGGAGGGAAGGAUGGCGGCCGCCAUGGAGGAAUUCAAGGAAAAAGAGGCGGCAAGGCUCGCGGAGGACGCCGCCUCGGUGGCGCUGGCGGAAUCCGAGGCGAAGCAGGCCGCGGAAGACUCCUUCGAAACCGCGGGGGAGGAGGAUCACGCCCAGGCCCUGACCGCCGAGCAGCAGCACCUCAUGGACGAGAGCGGAAAGAUGCUCGAGCACCUGCGCAAGGAGGUCUUCCGGCUGCGCGGCCAGAACCAGCAGCUCAAGACCGACUUUGACCUCCUCAAGGACAACAACCAGCGCCUCAUGGACGCCAACGCGUCGGCCGGGGCCUCCUUUGCCGCCCUAAACCAGCACGCCAAGCAGCUCAGCAAGCAAAACACCAAGCUGGCCGGCGAGGUCCAGACCUACAAGACCCAGGUGCACAAGCUCAACCUGCUGCAGGCCGAGGCCAGGGAGGAGCUGAGGCUCAAGUCGGCGACCUACGUCGCAGAGGUCCAGUCCAGGCUCCAGUACCAGAAGGCCCUCCAGAACAUCACGGACAUUAUCCAGGAGAAAUGCCGGGACCACCGGCUGGUCGAGAGCAUACUGACCAUCGCCGACGAGGUGGACAUGGACUUUAUUCCGGGCUCGCACGAGCUUCCCAUCGAUCCGAACGAGACGGAUUCCGAAGGCAUGGACGACACCGGAAACGAUUCCCGGGGGGGCCUCCUGGGCUACUUCUUUUCGUAGUAGCCGGCUACGAUUACGGAGCAAAAGACAAAGCGCAAGCAAACCGCGUUUUGCCGGUAGAAUCGAAUUCCUGUUGGCUUCCAGAGAACACCUUUUUGAUACCCGGCAUCACCGCUUUAACACUUACUAGUAGGGGACUUCUAUUUCACAAGCAGUAGCACACAGACGCAAAACUUGUCUACUUUUUACUGUAUGUUGUAAAAAAUAAACAUCAAAAAUCCCC